GAGAGAAAUAUAGAAUUGAAGUUGAAGGCACCUGAAGAACAAAAAGUUGAUGCCACCAGAAAAUAGUUAAGCUAAUAAUUUGCCACAAUUUGCAUGCAUACGAACAUUCUCACUGAUCGCGACUCCAGCUUCGGAUCUUCCGCCACUUCCCUUCCCAAUCUCUUCGCACCAACGCUACAUCCUUCUUCAGACGAUAUUGUUUUUUUUUUAGUGGCGCAAUGAAUUUUUUGAUGCGGUCUACAAGUGGCAUGUAUGGACCUGUUCCUGCUCCGGAGCCUCGUUCUGAUACGCAUCAAAGGUCUGUAUCUGCUGGAUCUUCUUUGGAGACUCUUGUGAUUAAUGAUCCGUAUGCACGCUCUGAUGCCAAGGUGGAUUUUGGCGUCAUUAAUAAGCACUCCGAUGUUGACGAGGAAGAAGGAUGGAUUACCAUUCCAUGCAAGGAACUUCCAGAAAACUGGACUUGUACACCAGAUAUACUGUCUCUGCGCUCUCUUGAUCGUUCCUUUCUUUUCCCUGGUGAACAAGUUCAUAUAUUGGCAUGCUUGUCUGCAUGUAAGCAGGAUACGUCAUCGUUCAAAAUUGCUGCAGCGAUAAGUGAGAAUGGCACUGGCCACAACCCCAUGAAAGAAAAUGGAAACACUGAAAACAGAAAUAAUACAGUGUCUGGUGAAGGGGAACUGAGUACCGGUGGUGAAGAGCAGCGGGAUGAUGUUUCUGAUGUUGAAAACCUUCUUCAAAAAGAGGGUCUCAAAAGACAAACUUCAAUAUUGUUGCAAAAGUUAGAAAAUUCUCACUUCUUUGUGAGGAUUUCCGAGUCAGAUGAUCCCCUUUGGUCCAAAAGAAGCUCUACAGAAAAUCCUCCCAACACUUGUAAUGCAAAUAAUGAAAAGGGAUCAAAAAUGACAUCCGAAGGGUCCACAUUGUCUUCUUUUUGUGCUGUUAUUGAUAGAGGAAAUUUUGAUUCAAAUGUUCCUGGUGGAGUGGCGAGAAAUUCGGUGAAGUGCUGUGCUUUACCUAAUGGAGACAUAGUGGUUAUUUUACAGGUGAAUGUUGCUGUUAAUUUUCUUAGAGAUCCUUGUAUAGAAAUUCUUCAAUUUGAAAAACUUCAGGAGAGAAUGUCAUCUCCUGACAGCAGGUUGAAUGCACUUUAUACAGAUCAGGAUUCAUGUGUAGACCUGUUAAAUUGGAUACUUCCUUUGGAUAACGGGAAGCCUUCUACUUGUCCACCAUCUCCUCAUUUAACUUCAACUUCAGGAAUCGGUAACUCGUCUCAGAGGUCCAAUAUGUCAGGAUCAUCUAGCUCUCAAUUAUUCUCCUUUAGCAAUUUUAGAAGUUACUCCAUGUCAUCAUUGCCGCAACCUGUGAAUGCUCCAGCAGCUCCUGUUAAAGCAGCUAGUUCCAAGCCAAGUUUUGACAUUGAGGAGUGGGAUCAAAUCUCAUCUCAGAAAUAUUUAUGGAAGAAAAUGGGGGUUGAAGGACUUCUAUCUUUUCGAGGUGUUUCAUUGGAACGAGAUAGAUUUUAUGUUUGUUGUGGAUUAGAAGGCCUAUAUACACCAGGAAGAAGGUGGAGAAGGAAACUUGAAAUAAUACAACCAUUAGACAUUCAUUCUUUUGCUGCUGAUGUCAAUUCGGAUGAUCUUCUUUGCGUUCAGAUAAAGAAUGUUGCUCCUACACAUGCUGCAGAUAUUGUGAUAUUUAUAGAUACCAUUACUCUUGUUUUUGAGGAACUAGCACAAAAUGGAUCACUGUCAUCGUUGCCGAUUUCAUGUAUUGAAGCUGGAAAUGAUCAUUCUUUACCAAAUCUAGUGCUCAGGAGAGGUGAAGAGCAUUCUUUUAUUCUUAGACCAGCAACUUCUACAUGGAAUGCUCUCGAGAUUCAGAAUGAUAGAAGUUCUCACUUGUCAAAGUUGCAGCUUAGAAAUAAAACAUCAAAAAUAAGUCUCAACAGACGAAAGACUGCUUUAAUUAAUGACCGGUAUUCAAUUUUGGUGUCAUGUCGAUGCAAUUAUACAGCGUCAAGAUUGUUCUUUAAGCAACCAACCAAUUGGCGACCACGUGGCUCAAGGGAUAUUAUGAUCUCUAUUGUUGCAGAUACGUCAAGACAGUCUCCUUCUGCUUGUGAGAAAACUUGCCAACCUCCCGUACAGAUCUUAACUCUUCAAGCUUCAAAUUUGACCUCUGAGGAUCUAACUUUGACAGUGGUCGCUCCAGCCUCAUUUACUUCAACAGCCUUCUUGAAUUCACUGACGAAUCCAAGAAGUCCUUUUAUAGGUUUCUUAGACUUUUCAGGAAGAGUAAAUGAUGAUAGGGGAAUUGGUGCCACCCAGGGACAAAGUUUUACUUCUGUUGUAAAAGAUAAUGAGAAACAAAGUUAUGAUGACAAUGCUCAGGUUGCUUCUACGAGUGAUGAAGUCAUUCCUAGUGCCAAUCCUAGUUGUACACAUCUAUGGUUUCAUAGUAGAGUUCCACUUGGAUGUGUUCCUUCUCGAUCCAAUGCCACUAUCAAGCUUCAACUACUUCCAUUGACUGAUGGCAUAAUUGUUUUGGACACUUUGCAAAUUGAUGUCGAGGAGAAAGCACUCAUCUCUAUUUAUAAGCCAAACAGGAUGGGAUUGGAGAAAACUGAACCUUGGACUGUAAAGAGGAGAUAAGUUGGGUGGCAGUGGCGAGUGGGCAGAAGUAGAUAGUAGCAUGUAACUUUACAAGUCGGGAACUGGAGGUGUGUGUAGUGGGGAUGGAAGGCAGUGUGACAUCAGGGACAAGCCAAUCUAGAGAUAACAGCACUGUUGGUGUUACCUAUAUUCCUGAGCGCUCAUUAAAGAUAUUUGCAACUUCCAGUGUUUCCUAGGGAAUUAUGUACAUUGGACAUAUAGCUGGUUGCAUUUUACUCGGGUGCAGUAGAAACAAAAAUGGAUGAUUUGCAUACUGAAUUUUGCAAAGUACUCUGAAUAGCACAAAAUGGGUAAUUUGCUUGGACUUCAAAUUGAUCUUUCGAUUUACUUUCAAUAGCACAGAUGUCCUUCUGUUAGUUGAAAAUUGGGAUGAAGUUGGGAAGUUUAUGUUAAAUAUGGUUACACUUUUGUGUUGUAGACCAACGAGCUUAAAUAGAAGCUUGUUACACAUCUCUUGAAGGGGAAGAAUGUAAUCUCUAUUCCUAUCAUCUAAGUCGCACGUACACUUUGUCUUGAAGGAGGGAAAGAGAAAGAAAGAGCGUUUGGUUCUUUAAAUUUCAUUUCGUGUAAAUUUUCUCCUUAUUUGAUAUGUUUUUUACCUGAAAGAUUAUCAUGCCAACUUCCAAUUAUUAAUGCUUAUCAUGGAACUGAAGUAGGCUCGAACAAUGAUGAUGAGUCUGUGAUUUGAAAAUUCCUUUUUUCUUGUUUCUAAGCUGAAAGAAACUCGAGCUGCAGGAUAACCCCACAUAUAUCCUUCCCAUCAGAAGGAUUUGGAACAUACAAAAGUUCCAAGACUUGCUACUAUUGGGAGUUAUGGUACCAGAAAAAAAUACAAAGAUUUUAAUUCAGUUCACAAUGUAGAAUAUUCCUUUCGAUUCUCAACUAGUCAAG
Vigna angularis (adzuki bean) is the source of this 3563-nucleotide messenger RNA. RefSeq lists its product as uncharacterized. NCBI's taxonomy places the organism in Eukaryota, Viridiplantae, Streptophyta, Magnoliopsida, Fabales, Fabaceae. The transcript is spliced from 12 exons. The coding region runs from base 219 to 2651 and encodes 810 amino acids. The record is from RefSeq and is a predicted model, not a curated record.